AUGGAACCAAAAACUGAGAAACUGAAGCUUCUUGCAGUAUUGUUUGUUGUGGUGUUUCUCGCUGCAGGCUUUCACAUUUCCUCAAGAAUUGCUCUAAAUAUUGGUGUCAGCAAAAUUGUGUACUUAGUUUAUAGAAAUAUCACUGCUUUACUUUUUUUAGGACCUUUUGCUUAUUUUCUGGAAAAGAAGGAAAGACCACCCCUCACAUUCUCCCUAUUGUUUAAGUUUUUCCUCGGAUUUUUGGGAACUCAUGCUAAUCUUCUCUGUCUCGUUCCAAUUUUAUUUACUGCUUGUCUUGAGGGACCACAUAUUUCUAAAGGAGGGCCAGUUUUUGCUGCCACUUACCUGCCUGUGCAAAUAAUUUUAGUUGCUGUCAUGGCCUUUGUGUUUCUUGGUGAUCAGUUGUACUCAGGCGUGGUAUUUGGGGGGAUUCUGAUUGCGGCAGGGCUUUACCUAGUCUUAUGGGGUAAAACAGAAGGGGAAAAAAUUGCAAGGGACUUUGAUCACCUUUAUUGUAAGCAACAUAAACAAUGA
Molecule: messenger RNA, 534 nt
Organism: Nicotiana tabacum (common tobacco)
Lineage: Eukaryota; Viridiplantae; Streptophyta; Magnoliopsida; Solanales; Solanaceae
Source: RefSeq, a predicted model, not a curated record